Gorilla gorilla gorilla (western lowland gorilla) is the source of this 3557-nucleotide messenger RNA. RefSeq names its product olfactory receptor family 2 subfamily S member 2 (gene OR2S2). NCBI's taxonomy places the organism in Eukaryota, Metazoa, Chordata, Mammalia, Primates, Hominidae. The record is from RefSeq and is a predicted model, not a curated record. Gene Ontology annotation, biological process: G protein-coupled receptor signaling pathway. Gene Ontology annotation, molecular function: G protein-coupled receptor activity; olfactory receptor activity. Gene Ontology annotation, cellular component: membrane. The coding region runs from base 664 to 1575 and encodes 303 amino acids. The transcript is spliced from 2 exons.
AGGAAGCCAGAUCCUCUUCAUGAAGAGUCUGGAGCUGGGACAGCAGCAUUUAGCCAGCACAGCUGAAAGGAAUGAAGUGAGAGAAACACCACCAAAGGCUAAAGUCCCCACACGAUUCAAGAGGAAAAAGAAGAAAGAGGGUCUCCCAGGUCCAAGAAUUGCAUCUUCUUGGGAAUUUCCGUCUCUGAGAAUCUAAGAAAGCCCAGAUCAAAUGAAAUUGCUGUGGAUUUGCAUUAAAGAGAAAUAAUUCAUAGCAUUUCCUAGCACUUAAUCACAAUGAAGAGGAAAAGCCCUCCUUGGGCCAGGGAUAAGCUCUGCUGGGUUCCAGUCUUGUCUCUGUCACCAACUUGCUCAGAAGAUUUGGACAGGUCACUUCUCCUCCCCAGGCCUCUGUCACAUUUGUGGACACUGAGAGGGUGCAGCAACUUCAGAAAAAUCCCUCAUGCACAACCGGACAUUUGAGGCCCUCACCCACUACCUGUCCAGCUCUGACCUUCUGUCUUCUAAGACACCCCCUACUGUCUCUUUCCAUCAUUUUUCUCUUGCACAGGUAUGUUCUUCUAUUAUGCAAUGGGAACUUGACCACAUAUUAGAUGCCCAGGACUCUUCCCAAAGAGCCUGAUGCGCUGCUCAGUACUUUGCUGAUGGCAGAGGGGAUAUCACAUGGAAAAAGCCAAUGAGACCUCCCCUGUGAUGGGGUUCGUUCUCCUGGGGCUCUCUGCCCACCCAGAGCUGGAAAAGACAUUCUUCGUGCUCAUCCUGCUGAUGUACCUCGUGAUCCUGCUGGGCAAUGGGGUCCUCAUCCUGGUGACCAUCCUUGACUUCCACCUGCACACGCCCAUGUACUUUUUCCUAGGGAACCUCUCCUUCCUGGACAUCUGCUUCACUACCUCCUCAGUCCCAGUGGUCCUGGACAGCUUUUUGACUCCCCAGGAAACCAUCUCCUUCUCAGCCUGUGCUGUGCAGAUGGCACUCUCCUUUGCCAUGGCAGGAACAGAGUGCUUGCUCCUGAGCAUGAUGGCAUUUGAUCGCUAUGUGGCCAUCUGCAACCCCCUUAGGUACUCCGUGAUCAUGAGCAAGGCUGCCUACGUGCCCAUGGCUGCCAGCUCCUGGGCUAUUGGUGGUGCUGCUUCCGUGGUACACACAUCCUUGGCAAUUCAGCUGCCCUUCUGUGGAGACAACGUCAUCAACCACUUCACCUGUGAGAUUCUGGCUGUUCUAAAGUUGGCCUGUGCUGACAUUUCCAACAAUGUGAUCAGCAUGGAGGUGAUGAAUGUGAUCUUCCUAGGAGUCCCGGUUCUGUUCAUCUCUUUCUCCUAUGUCUUCAUCAUCACCACCAUCCUGAGGAUCCCCUCAGCUGAGGGGAGGAAAAAGGCCUUCUCCACCUGCUCUGCCCACCUCACUGUGGUGAUCGUCUUCUACGGGACCUUAUUCUUCAUGUAUGGGAAGCCUAAGUCUAAGGACUCCAUGGGAGCAGACAAAGAGGAUCUUUCGGACAAACUCAUCCCCCUUUUCUAUGGGGUGGUGACCCCGAUGCUCAACCCCAUCAUCUAUAGCCUGAGGAAAAGGAUGUGAAGGCUGCUGUGAGGAGCCUGCUGAGACCAAAAGGCUUCAUUCAGUGAUGGUGGAGGGGUCCUCUGUGAUUGUCACCCACAUGGAAGUAAGGAAUCACAAUCACAUCAGCUGCCAUUCAAAAGCCAAGUCAUGUGACCUAUAAUGGUUUCUCACUCUAAGUCCAUUUGCAGGAGAUAUUAAACUUUUCAGACGAUAUCUCCUGAGUUUUAGUCCUAUGUCUGACAGCUUCAACAGACACCAGACUCAAUAAAUAAUCAACUGUGAUGAAGGCAUUCUGAACAUACGGUGAAACCACACGAGACAGCAGCCAUGAAAGCAUGACGCAUGGCCCUUAGAGUGUCUCAGCUCUAGAGUUAGAACACGGACGUGAGAAGGUUCUCACAGCAACUUACCAGCCCUACUGGAUUCACCAGGGAAAUCAGAGAAAUAAGGAGGCAGUGGAAACUUUUACUGAGGCUUCAGUUUAUUACACUCAGUUUGCCUGAAUGGCUAGGAAAAGGUAAGUUCUUCACUUAGGGAGCUUUUAGUUGUGAAUAAUCUAUUUUGAUGGCUGAAUAUCUUUUUAGCUAUGAGAAAAUUUAAGCUAUUUUUUCUUGAUGCACUGCAGAUCAUUGAACACCACCUAGUAAAUUAAAUAAAAUUCAAGGAGUAAUGAGUUCAAAUUUGACGUUCUUACAGAAUUUCACAACAGGAAAGCUUGUAUUCUGAUAGAUGCCAAAUCAUGUUCUAGAAAAAAGAUGAUGAUAAAUAGAUAGAUAUAGGUAGAAGUAGACAGAUGGUGGCUACACAUGUUUGAAGACUUUGGGUCUAAUUUCUUUUUUUUUUUUUUUUUUUGAGACAGAGUCUCGCUGUGUCACCCAGACUAGAGUACAGUGGUGCAAUCUCGGCUCACUGCAACCUCUGCCUCCCAGGUUUAAGCAAGUCUCAUCCCUCAGCCUCCUGAGUAGCUGGGACUACAGGCAUACACCACCAUGCCCGGCUAAUUCUUGUAUUUUUAGUAGAGACAGGGUUUCACCAUUUUGGCCAGGCUGGUCUCAAACUGCUGGCCUCAAGUGAUCCGCCCGACUCAGCCUCCCAAAGUGCUGGGAUUACAAGCGUGAGCCAUAGUGUCCUAGCCUAUGGGGCUAAAUUUUCAUAGGUUUCUUUGUUCCAAGACUUCUCAGAGCCUUUAUUAUGCAAAGGUCCACUGUGAAUGUUCAACAGGGUAUAAAGUUGUAGCAUUUCCUGAGCCUCCAAAGUUCAGCACAGUAAAAAUUGGGAAGCUUUUUUUUUUUUUUUUGAGACAGAGUCUUGCUCUGUCAUCCAGGCUGGAGCGCAAUGGUACGACCUCGGCUCACCGCAACCUCCGACUCCCAGGUUCAAGCGAUUCUCCCACCUCAGCCUCCCGAGCAGCUGGGAUUACAGGCACCUGGCAUCAUGCCCAACUAAUUUUUGUAUUUUUGUAGAGAUGGGUUUCACCAUGUUGGCCAGGCUGGUCUGGAACACCUGACCAAGUCCAAGGUGAACUCCUGACCAGGCCGAGGUGAUCCACCCACCUCAGCCUCCCAAAAUGCUGGGAUUACAGGCCUGAGCCACCGCGCCAGGCCAGUGUUUUUUUACCUAAGGGUUUGGGCAGAUUCCUUAACCUCUUUUGCCUAUCUAUUCAUAGACACAGAAGACAUACAAGAGGUUCAGAAAUUGCUGUGGAUGAAAAGCAGCAGUUUCAUGGCAAGUUAUAUCAAAGUCUGAGACUAUCAAAAGACUUAUUUAAAAGGAAACUUUAGAAAGUGAAUCUGAUUUUAAGAAUAGUUCUUGGAAUAUUUUUGCUUCAAGUGAUAUAUUUAAGUUUUCUUAUAUUUGUUAAGAAUGAAUUGGAUCACUCGAGCUCAGGAGUUCAAGACCAGCCUGCGCAACAUAGUGAGACCUUAUCUCUAUUAAAAAACAUUGAAUUGCAUAAGAUAAGGAUGUAUAUUUUGCUAAUAAAAUUUCACUAUAUUGUGUUA